UCUUUGAUACUGAGGAUUGCUAUUACUAACACUGCCAAUGCUAAUUUACACGCUCCAAAAAUGUUCAACAUUUCCAUAACCUGUCAUCUCAGCACAAUCUGAUCGACCUGAUCCCACCUGUUCUGCCCUUGGCAUGAUGCUGUGCUCUAAUCUCCGCCCGUCGCUCCCUCACCUCUUUUCUAUGAGGCUUCUUGGUACUGCCGCCACCAGGACUGCGGCGGUCAAGCAGCCGGAGCUUCUCCCAGCAAGCCUGACCUUUGAGGAUCCCAGUGCCUUCAGGGUGAAGAGCCUGGGGGAGCUUCUCCGUGCUCUUGGUGUCUUCCGUCUGUGCUCCUUCCCUGUGCUGGUCAACAACUGUGGAAAGAUGAUGACAGGAGCACGGAUCCUCCUGGGGAGGAGGGGGUUCUCUUUACUGCUGCGGCCAACUGUAUACGCCCAGUUUGUGGCUGGAGAAAACGAGAAGGAGAUCUCCCAGUCCAUGGGGAAGAUGAGCUUGCUAGGACUGAGGCCCAUGUUGGCUGUUCCUAUAGAAGAAGACCUUGGAGAAAGCACUGGAGAAAAGAGAUACGACGACAACAUGGAAGCCAUGCUGGAAUGUGUGAGAAUGUCCCACAGCAACGCUUGGAGCAAAGACCCCAUGAUGCAGCUGAAGAUCACGGCUCUGCUCAGCCCCGAGCUGUGUGUCAAACUCACAACCCUGCUUGCAUGUCAACCAUUCGAUCUGAGCCACCUUGUCCGAGCAUUGGAUGGAACAAUGAUAACAUUUCCUGGAUUAGAGGAAAAGGAGGCGGUUCAUUUCCUGUGUGGUCUGCGGAGACUGAACAAAAUAGCAGAGGCCAGUGUGAACAAAGUCAGAGUGCUGGUUGAUGCAGAGUACACCUACAUGAACCCAGCUCUCACUCUUAUCACCAUGGCGCUGAUGAAGAAGUUUAACAAAGAUGGUGCUUGGAUCUGGAACACCUAUCAGUGUUAUCUAAAGGAGUCCAGGUCUCUGCUGUUAGAGGCUCUGCAUCUGUCACAGACUGAGGGCUUCUGUCUGGGGGUCAAACUGGUACGAGGAGCCUACAUGGACAAAGAACGAAAGCUGGCUGAGAAGGAGGGCCGGGUAGACCCCAUACAUCCCAGCUGGGAGGAGACCAAUAAGAGUUACAAUGGCUGCCUGGAUGUGAUGCUGGAAGCCAUAUCACAGAAACCUGACCGCUACAGGAUCAUCGUGGCUACUCACAAUGAGGAGUCUGUGAGACGAGCUGCUGAAAGGAUGGAGGAGCUGGGGAUAGACAAAGAUGGAGGCUCGGUGUGUUUCGGCCAGCUGCUGGGAAUGUGUGAUCAUGUCUCCCUCACACUGGCUAAGGAAGGCUAUCCUGUUUAUAAGUCGGUGCCAUAUGGCUCAGUGGAUGACACUCUGCCCUACCUGGUGCGCCGGGCCCAGGAGAACCGCACCGUGUUACAGGGCAUUCGCAAAGAAAGAGACCUGCUGAGGCAGGAGCUCAGAUACCGGAUGAGGCUGAGGGGGCGCCAAUAAAACAAAUUGAUAAACGCAGAGACUAAAGACAUGGAGGACCAGGAGAAAGCUGGUAUGAAUGCUGCUUAGACUCGGUAACAAUCUGGACCCAAAGACAUGCUAGCAGUAGUUUUACCAAUGGUGUAAGGACUAUAGGAGCAGGCUGCAUGGGCUUAAC
Messenger RNA from Cyprinodon variegatus (sheepshead minnow), 1679 nucleotides. RefSeq names its product proline dehydrogenase (oxidase) 2 (gene prodh2). Lineage: Eukaryota; Metazoa; Chordata; Actinopteri; Cyprinodontiformes; Cyprinodontidae. The transcript is spliced from 10 exons. Bases 134 to 1522 code for a protein of 462 amino acids. Gene Ontology annotation, cellular component: mitochondrion. Gene Ontology annotation, molecular function: FAD binding; proline dehydrogenase activity. The record is from RefSeq and is a predicted model, not a curated record.